GCCUGGGAGGCGAUCUAGACGCAGUUGCGUCCGGUCCGCGCGGGAGGUGCGGCCGGCUGCGGACGGCCCCGGCUGCAGGCUCCUCCUCCUGCCGGUCCAGCCUUUACCCCUCCACCCUCUACCCCUCCUCGGCGGGGCUCGGCUCGGCUCUGCAAAUCACAGGCUUCCAGGAGCAGCCUAGGAGCGGCGGCGGGCGCAGCGAAGGCGGCGGGAGGAGCGCAGCAGGCGGGCCGCGCCGAGCCCUCGGGCAGCGGCGGCGUCGUCGCUCGAGCAAAGCCGGAGGCGCCGCGGAGCCCAGCGCGCCCUAGCUCGCCCAGGAGCGCAGUGAAGCCCGGGCUGCAGCUGAGCGAGGGGGAGGAAAGUGCGCGGUGUGUGCGUGUGUGCGAGAGUGUGGGGGGCGACGGUCUCGAAUCGGCAGAGGAGAGGGCAGGGGAACCGGGGCGCGGCCCCCGGGCGCCCCCGCCGCUCCCCCGAGGUUUUCCCGCGGCGGCGCCCGCUCCCCAGCGCCCCUCACCAUGGACUUGCGCCGAGUUGGGACGCACCUCGGCAGCAGCGCGCGGGUGACUGCCCGGCUCUGGGGGUGCGCGGGCGCGCGCGCGGGGAUGGCGAGGUAGGAUGGCCGCCCAGCGCGACCCCUGCCGCCCCAACCCAGCGGCCGCCGGGCGGUGCAGCUGACUCGCCCGAGCGCACAGGGGUGUGGGCGGAGGCGGCCCCGCCGCGCCCGCGCCUUCGGGAGUCGCUUUGCCUCUUCCACCCACUCGCACCUGCCACCGCGCGGAUACCAUGUCGAAGGCUCCCGGAGGCACGGCGGCGGCGGCGGAAAGUUGUCCCUCAGCCUCUGCCGGCGCGUCCCCCGCCGCCGCCGUGGAGGACCUGUCCAAAGUGUCGGACGAGGAGCUGCUGCAGUGGAGCAAGGAGGAGCUGAUCCGCAGCCUGCGGCGCGCCGAGGCCGAGAAGGUGAGCGCGAUGCUGGACCACAGCAAUCUCAUCCGCGAGGUGAACCGCCGCCUGCAGCUGCACCUCGGCGAGAUCCGCGGGCUCAAGGAUAUCAACCAGAAACUCCAGGAGGACAACCAGGAGCUGAGGGACCUCUGCUGCUUCCUGGACGAUGACCGGCAGAAAGGCAAGAGGGUGUCCCGGGAGUGGCAGAGACUGGGCCGCUACACGGCUGGUGUGAUGCACAAGGAGGUGGCCUUAUACCUGCAGAAGCUGAAGGAGCUGGAGGUGAAGCAGGAGGAGGUGGUGAAGGAGAACAUGGAGCUCAAGGAGCUCUGCGUGCUGCUGGACGAGGAGAAGGGCGCAGGCUGCGCGGGCAGCCGCUGCUCCAUCGACAGCCAGGCCAGCCUGUGCCAGCUCACUGCCUCCACGGCGCCCUAUGUGCGGGACGUGGGCGACGGCAGCAGCACCUCCAGCACGGGCAGCACCGACAGCCCCGACCACCACAAGCACCACGCGAGCGGUGGCAGCCCGGAGCACCUGCAGAAGCCCCGGGCCGAGGGCAGCCCGGAGCACGCCAAGCACCGGAGCACCAGCCCCGAGCAUCUCCAGAAACCCAGAGCCUCCGGGACCCCAGAUCACCCAAAAGCACUCAAAGGACCCAGCCCCGAGCACCACAAACCCUUGUGCAAGGGCAGCCCUGAGCAGCAGAGGCACCCGCACCCUGGGAGCAGCCCCGAAACGCUGCCCAAACAUGUGCUGAGCGGGAGCCCCGAGCACUUUCAGAAGCACAGGCCCGGGGGCAGCCCUGAACACGCCAGGCACAGUGGAGGGAGCCCCGAGCAUCUGCAGAAACACGCCCUUGGUGGGAGCCUGGAGCAUCUACCCAGAGCCAGGGGCACCAGCCCUGAGCACCUCAAACAACAAUUUGGGGGGAGCCCCGAUCACAAACAUGUGGGCGGAGGAGGCGGAGGCAGCGGCGGAGGCAGCAGGGAGGGUACCCUCCGAAGACAGGCGCAGGAGGACGCGUCACCCCAUCACCGGAGUGUCUACAGUGGCAUGAACGAAUCAACCUUGUCCUAUGUUAGGCAGCUGGAGGCAAGAGUAAGACAGCUGGAGGAAGAAAAUCGCAUGCUGCCCCAGGCCACCCAGAAUAGAAGGCAACCUCCAACUAGAAACAGCUCAAAUAUGGAGAAAGGCUGGGGGCCCAGAGCCCGGCGGGUCUUGCAGUGGUGGCAAGGGUGCCGAGGAAUAGGACGAUGCCUGCCCACUCUCCCGGGUUCUUUUAGGUUGUCAUCAGGGGCUGAUGGGAGUAACAGUCCACCCACCUCUCCAGCUAGCUUCAGUGGACAUACCACACCUUCUCAGCAGCCUGAACCCGUGGUACAUUCUCUUAAGGUCUUGGAUGUUCAGGAAACUCUAGAGCGUCAACAGGGUAAAGAGUAUGAAAAUGACCUUAGUGAGACAGAAAAAGCUAUAGUCAGAGAAAUGUGCAAUGUUGUGUGGAGGAAACUUGGAGAUGCUGCAGGUUCCUGUCCUGGAAUUAGGCAACAUUUGUCUGGAAACCAGUACAAAGGACCAAUGUGAAAGGCACUCUUUCAAAUAAGAGAUCACCACUGCCAGAGAGAGAUAAAAGAAGGAAAAAGUGGGUUUCCACAAACCUGGACUCAUUGAAUAACCUAGAGUGAUUGUACAUUGCACAUAUUUUCCCUCUAAAACCUUUAGUAUUACUGACACUCUAUUUCAUGUCUCUCAUUUCCAUGUCCACAACAGUUCAUCUCAAGUCAAUUUCAAACAGCUUUGAAAAUCACCAUUUGGGUACCAAUAUUUUCAUUAGAACUAAAAUGUUUUUGACUCCUCAGAUCUAAGAUUGUAACUGAGAAAUCUGCAUGAUUGAAGAAUCCAGUAGGGCCACAGGGGGUUUGAUAGAGUUGACUCAUUGCACAGAAUGGCGGGACUUUUCUACCAUGCUGUGUUGAGGAACAUGUGUCCUCCAGCUUUCCAAGUUUGAGAGUUGGGCACCCAUUUCUUAUAUUUUAGUCAACAAAUUACGAAUUCCUGAUGCCUAAUGAAUUUGGAUGUAAAAUAAGAUUAGGUUUCUGGGAUUUUGUUUUGACUUUUGAGGUGCUAAAAAUAUCACAUAAAUUCUCUUUACCAGCUAGAAGGGUAACAAGACUUUGUAGAGUGCUUAUCAGAGCAUACCAUUUAUUUCAAACAAUCAAGAUAAAUAUUGCUUUUCUUUUAAUCUUGCUACAUUCAUGAAGACACAUCUUGGGGACAUACCAACUUCCAUAUUCAUUCAAUGUAUCCAUUGAUGUUAAUAUUAAUUCCAAUUAAAGAACAAGCAAACAUAAUUUUUCUAAGUGUUUCCAGCUGUGAGAUGUCAAUUUCUACAAUUUAGUUUCUAGAUCCGCUGUUAUAUUUAAUAAACUUUAUGUAAACUUUAAAAUAUUGCACUGCAUUUAUGAAAAAAGCUUUCUUUGCCUACAGCAGCUAACGUUUUAUGAAACUGACGCAUGUCCUUCACUAUUGAGGCUAAAAGCUCUUGUUCAGAUUGCUUGAGGUUUGAAACAGAGGUGUGCUAGCUUUGCUUAGUUUUUUUUGGUAUAUAUAUAUAUAUACACAUAAUAUUAGACUGUGUGUAUUAGAAAUGCUAUGAUAGGUAUUUUGUGUUUUUUUCCAAAUGCAAUGAUAGUUUCUUGUAUGAAUGUGCAAGAGGCCUAUGACAGAAUGCUGUUUUUAUUGUAGUUUAAGAUUAUAAAAGUAGGAAUGCAACAAUUCCCAGUUUUUAGAUUUCUUCUAAAUUACUCAGAUUGGAUUCAUAACACAUAUUCAUUGUUGCUGUUGUUUUUAAAUAGACUCACUACAGUGUAUUAAUUGUCAUUGGUGAAGGAAUGUGAAGGAAUUUCGUUAUACUUUUUUAAAUGUUACUGUGAUGAAAAAACAGCUUCUGUUUUCAGAAAAUAUUUAUGAAUUUAUUUACUAUAGAAUUAUCUCCCUAAUUAUUGUAAUUGGGUUACCAGUUAAGUUUAUCUUUCUUUUGAAAUGUUAUUAGUCUGUAAAAGGAAAUUGCUUGCUCUAUUUACACCUUCUCUUGUAGAAAAGCUUUCAUCCUUAAAUUGUUGUAUUCCUACACUCUGAAGACAUUUAAAACAAGUUUUUGUGCCUGCAGUAGACACUGCAGAAGCUAAUACAAGGAACACUGGUCUUUUGACACAAUACUUGUGUAAAUUUUGAUACUGUAUUAAAACUAUUUUUUUAAAGUUCUGCAUAAAAUUGAGUAUCAAGUAUAUGUGUUCAUCUUAGCAAUGGUAAUAAAUUAUUUAAUCUCAGUGUUUUUUUCCUUCAAAAU
Ailuropoda melanoleuca (giant panda) is the source of this 4288-nucleotide messenger RNA. It is a transcript of the gene CCDC85A, whose product is annotated as coiled-coil domain containing 85A. The transcript is spliced from 7 exons. The coding region runs from base 784 to 2523 and encodes 579 amino acids. Gene Ontology annotation, cellular component: nucleus. Gene Ontology annotation, biological process: negative regulation of DNA-templated transcription. NCBI's taxonomy places the organism in Eukaryota, Metazoa, Chordata, Mammalia, Carnivora, Ursidae. The record is from RefSeq and is a predicted model, not a curated record.